This is a messenger RNA of Cygnus olor (mute swan), 3252 nucleotides long. It is a transcript of the gene CCKAR, whose product is annotated as cholecystokinin A receptor. Gene Ontology annotation, molecular function: neuropeptide receptor activity; gastrin receptor activity. Gene Ontology annotation, biological process: neuropeptide signaling pathway. NCBI's taxonomy places the organism in Eukaryota, Metazoa, Chordata, Aves, Anseriformes, Anatidae. Gene Ontology annotation, cellular component: membrane. The record is from RefSeq and is a predicted model, not a curated record.
UCUUUUUUUCUUUUUUCUUUCUUCUUUCUUUCUUUUCUUUCCUUUUCUUUCUUUUUUUCCCCUCCCAUAAACAAGUUGUAUCCUGGAAGUCAAAAGCCAGGACUUUGUGCAACACCAGAGAGGAUGGUGUUUAUGUAUUCACAAAGCAGAACCCAGAAGAAAGGGCUUCUUUUAAGCAGUCAAGAUUGCUGCAUUUCGCUAAUGCGUAACUAAUGUGCAGUACUUUAUCAGUUCAUCAGGUUUACAAGUCAUAUACAAGUCUUUGCACUGAAAAAUUGUCUAGGCUUCUGCUUAUAUGACCCAACAAUCCUAGUGGCAUACUUUUCAUAAGGCUUGAUCCAGGAACACUGAAUUUGUGAGGCUUUCUGCGGCCUAUUGGGUUUUGGAUCAGGCACAUACAGAGCUUUGGUAUGAAGUUAGCACUUCACUAAAUGAGCUAGAAGUAGCAGCUCUUGUUUUCCUGAGUCAAUUACAUACCAGUCUUCAGUUUGCUCUGAAAAAUGUGAAGAAAGCAAUCGCUUUCAUGUAAGGCGUGCAAAUCUUCUUGAUGUUUUUCCCUUCUGCACCUUUUUAUUCAGCUCCUCUGGCCAUUUCAAAUGUUGUGGUUGAGAGACAGAUUUAUCACUCUCAUCUCUCACUGGUUGUGAUUUAUUGGCUGUGGAACAGCAGCAUCCCUCUGAGAAAUAUUGCAGAGAUGUGAGCAGAAGCAACCUUGCAAGGGGUUAACGCUGUAAUCUUUUUCUGGUCUGUUUAUAAUCCCAACAGUAGGCCAGUAGCAGAAGAGGGUGGAUCUAAAAAAGUACAGGAGGGGAUGUGUGCUUAUGUGCAUAUGUGUGAAUAGUGUCUGUGUGCAUGCCUGCUCUGCUAAACUGCUCACAUGCCACUGACAUAAAUCUGUUUUCAGGCUGACCAGGGUGUUCCUGACGGAUGGUUAAAGAGCUUACUUCUAGCACUGCCUCUCUGGUAUUCCUCUGAAGACUUCAUUCAGAAAGAUAUUGUUUACUGAAAGAAUGGGCAGAUAGUUACAAGCCAGCCCUCUUCUUCCUAGACGCUAACCUGUGGAUCCUGAAGGAUGGAAAUAGUUGAAGCGAGCUUACUUGAGAACGGCACCAAUAUCACUGCUUUCCUGUGUGAUAUCCUCUUGGAAAAUGACACUUUUUUCUGUGCGGAUGAUCCACCUUAUUCUUCUAGAGAUUUGCACCAGAUAAUCCGGAUUCUGCUGUACUGUUUGAUAUUUCUGCUCAGUGUUUUGGGGAACAUUCUGGUAAUCACAGUGCUGAUACGAAACAAACGGAUGAGAACAGUCACUAACGUUAUGCUGUCACUGGCUGUCAGCGACCUGAUGCUCUGCCUCUUCUGCAUGCCAUUCACUCUCAUUCCCAACCUGCUGAAAGAUUUUAUUUUCGGGAGUGCUGUUUGCAAAACUGCCACUUAUUUCAUGGGCAUCUCUGUAAGUGUAUCUACAUUCAACCUGGUUGCCAUCUCUCUGGAGAGAUACAGUGCCAUUUGCAAACCUCUACAGUCCAGGGUCUGGCAGACCAAAUCUCACGCCUUGAAAGUGAUUGCUGCUAUGUGUGUUUCCUUUACUAUCAUGUCACCAUACCCAAUUUACAGCAAACUGGUACCUUUUACCAAGUAUAACAACAGCACAGCAAACAUGUGUCGGCUCCUUUGGCCAAGUGAUGUCAUUCAGCAGUCUGUUGGAACUGGGAACAAGAUUACAGUACGCACCACUCCAGCAUGGCGUACCCCCAGACACAGUAAAGUUGCAUUUAAGUUUUCAGUAGUCUCAGGAAUUCGCCAGUAUGAGCGCAGGUGGGGAGGACGGUCGCAGGGCGAACUUCCCUUCUGCACGGCACCCUUGCAGACUCUCCGCUGUGCAAACGAGUUUGCACCAAAGCCCCAGCGAGCAGGAGAGAUGUGGGAUCUUGAGGUGUCUAAACAGAAUGAUUUCCCCAAGUACACUUUCCUGCUACUCAUACUCUCUAUACCUGGGAUUAUAAUGAUGGUUGCAUAUGGCCUAAUUUCUUUGGAACUGUACAGAGGAAUAAAAUUUGACGCCAGCCAGAGAAAAUCUCCAAGAGAAAGGAAAAUAAGUACCAGCAGUGCCAAAUACGAGGAUGGGGACGGAUGCUACCUGCAAAAAUCCAAAAGGAAAAGGAAAGUGCCAUUGCAACAGCUCUCUGCUCUGAGCAACAGCAAAAUAGACAGGGCAAGAAGCAGCAGCUCUUCUGCCAACUUGAUGGCCAAGAAACUCGUCAUCCGCAUGUUGAUGGUGAUAGUGAUUUUGUUUUUCCUUUGCUGGACUCCCAUUUUCAGUGUAAAUGCCUGGCGCGCCUUUGACACCACCUCAGCAGACCUGCAUCUCUCGGGAGCUCCCAUCUCCUUUAUUCACUUGUUGUCCUACACUUCUGCCUGCGUGAACCCUAUCAUAUAUUGCUUCAUGAACAAGCGUUUCCGCAUGGGCUUUCUAGCCACUUUCGCCUGCUGCGCUAAGCAAAAGCCUCCUGCAAUAAAAGAUGUUGGCGAUGAAGAGGAGGGGAAGACAACACGGGCUUCGCUCUCCAAAUGUUCUUACACAACAUGAACGUACCUGCACCUCCGUGAGCUGCAUCAGAAGAGGCUGCAAGUGCCCUGCAGAAAUUCAGGUGGUUAUCGUCUGGUGGGGAAAGUGACUGUGGCAUCAGCUGAACAUGAUUUAGUUCUGAGGUAAUGAAACACUUCAGCUGACAGUAAAUGUGGUGAGAAUUGAAAUGAAUGCUAUCCUUCUCCGAGCUUUAUAUCACUUUCCUUUCAAAAGUACAAAGGAGAAAGAGGGCUCUUUGAAGAUAGGGACUUUAUACAAAGCCUUAAAAGGUGGUCAUAAAUUUAUUUGUCAUAAAUUCUCCUGUAAUAAAACUGGCGUCCUUAACAUCAACAGUUUAGCUCCAUUUUCAGCUGCAGUUCUGAGUAUCUCUUAAAAUUUCCAAGAUGCUAGUGGAUUCUCCUCAAACAUAAAUACAUGUAUUACAGUGUUUACUUCAAUAUCUCUGCCUUAUAAUCAAAAUCUUUCAGUUACAUUUGUAGUAUAUUUUUUCACAUUGUUCCAGCUGAACUAAUACGUGUUGAGAUCAUUCUGCUGUCACAGUCAAUUAAAAGAAUUUCGGUGUGGGGAGAAUGGGCUUGUCCAUGUGAAAAUAAUGCUUUUAUGUAAAAUAAUUUCAUCCUUUUUUUUUUAAUAAAAUGAAAAUAAAUAUUGAUGACUUUAAGUGU